AACUCGACUAACGUUCAUUGUUUUGGAGUAAAAAAAGCUUUCCGACCUCCGAAACCGCAGCAACAAAAAAAACAAGUUUUAAACUAUUUUUUGGUGUAACUAACGAAAUACUCUUAUUAAACUAAUCACCGAUAAAGAAAUGAAUAGUCGCCUACAGGAGAUACGGGAAAAGCAGAAGCUGCGACGCCAGCUUCUAGCUCAACAGUUGGGAGCAGAGAGUGCGGACAGUAUAGGCGCCGUUCUGAACAGCAAAGACGAACUGAAGGAGAUUGAGGAGACCAGAGAGACAUACAGGGCAUCGUUCGAUGCUGCUGGGCCGAGCUCCAAGAGGAAGCCUCAGGUGGAGGGAGAGGACACAGAGGAGGACGUUGAGGAGCAGAAGGAAGAGUUGGAGAUGCUACCACCAGAUGAGAGCAAUCCUUAUGAAGAGGUCUACAAGGACUCUACAACCUUCCUCAAGGGUACCCAGAGUCUGAACCCCCAUAAUGACUACUGUCAACACUUUGUGGACACCGGACACCGACCACAGAACUUCAUCAGAGACGUCGGUCUGGCAGACCGGUUUUGAAGUAUCCUAAACUCAGAGAG
Oncorhynchus masou masou (cherry salmon) is the source of this 588-nucleotide messenger RNA. Its product is annotated as N6-adenosine-methyltransferase non-catalytic subunit-like. Gene Ontology annotation, cellular component: nucleus; RNA N6-methyladenosine methyltransferase complex. The record is from RefSeq and is a predicted model, not a curated record. Gene Ontology annotation, molecular function: mRNA binding. Bases 140 to 568 code for a protein of 142 amino acids. The transcript is spliced from 6 exons. Lineage: Eukaryota; Metazoa; Chordata; Actinopteri; Salmoniformes; Salmonidae.